This is a messenger RNA of Onychostoma macrolepis, 1825 nucleotides long. RefSeq lists its product as uncharacterized. The coding region runs from base 219 to 1082 and encodes 287 amino acids. The transcript has 3 exons. The record is from RefSeq and is a predicted model, not a curated record. Gene Ontology annotation, molecular function: monoatomic cation channel activity. Lineage: Eukaryota; Metazoa; Chordata; Actinopteri; Cypriniformes; Cyprinidae.
GAAGGAUCGGCUGACCAACGGCAAGUACCGGAAGAAUGAAAGCAUAAAUGUGGAAAAAAGGAAAAAGAUCAAACAACACUUACCUGUUUGCGACACCAUUAUCGCCUGUAUGAAUGAUCUCACUAUUCUAUCUUGUGGAAGAAACUACAGAGAUUUCCACAAACUGUAAGAGAGGAACAGCCAAAAUUACUUGAGACAGAAUUCCUACAGCUUUGAAGAUGCAACUAAAAACCUUUUUUAAAGCAGCAAUUAAGCUGAUUUCCAAGAAAAAUGCCAUCACCUCUAUUCCAUUGAGCUUUAUGUUGUUGGGUUUGCAGGCGUUGAUUGAUGUCCAGUUCUCAUGCCCAUGCAAAGUUAAGUGGAACGCACUUAUAACAGGUUUCCUCUUCAUUGUACCCAGUCUCUUUGCUUUUGUCAUAAUGUUCAUGCUUUUGAGGCCUUGCAAAUAUAAAUGCAGCCAUUCUCAAAGACAAAACAGUGGUGGAAGAACGCAAGGUCGGGACAACAAUGAAGCCUCUCAGGAACAAGACAAAAGUGGACAAUCUCAAGAACAGGACAAAAUUGCUAUAUGUCAAUAUGAAGAAGCAAGGCAGAGUUUUGAGACCGUUUUGAUGGCUUGUCUGAUUCCACCGAUUGUGUGGAUCUGUAUAUUUUUAAUUGAUGGUGAUUAUCUUGCAUGUGGAUUCACAGACUGGAAUGGACGGUAUGCUUGUGAUAAGGAAUUGCAUCCGAUUUGUUUGAACUGGUGCAAACCUACUGACUUAAACCAAGGAGGAAAUGAGACCGAACUAUAUGAACGAACACGAGAGUUGAUUGAGCAAUCAAAGUGUAUAGGUUAUUGCCUGGCAUUGGUCUUCUGCAUUAUAGCGAUUAUUAUUGUGACUGCUAACGACUGCAACAGAGGUCGAUAUUCAGCCUGCUGCAGAAGUGCAGCUCCAGAAAAUGAAGGCGAGGAACGGCGUGAUCUGUUGGCAAACUUAAGCAAGAAACAAAGUGUGCAACAUGAGAUGGGCAUGCUUCAAGAUGGCGGCUCGCGACAGAGACAUCCAAGUCAAGUUGUCGAAAUAGAAGAAAAGGUUUAAUAGAUCAAUUCCAGAUCAUAUGUUGUGUUUACAUUCUCUUUUAUUUCCGAAUGUGCAAGUAUUUUCUCAUUUACAUUUCAUUUGUUUUAUUCUGUUAUCAGUAGGAUUUGCUUCAAAAUAAAUUUCAUGUUUAUGACUUAAUGCAAUAUCAUUAGUCACAAUAUUGUAGUAGGCUAAUGUUUUUUCUGAUACAGUAAGUUUGCAUAACGUGACUUUGAAUUACAGUGAAAAGAUAAAACUUUCUUUAAAAGCAACAAAUCACUCUCAAAUACUACAAUCCACAAUAGUACAUUUUCAAAAAUUUCCGGGUAUUAUGCAUGCAUCUCUUCCUUGUAUGUUUUGUGAUACUUUGUGUUUCUUGAAUAACUUUAUUAUCUUGUUUGUAUCAUUGCAGACUGAGCAUGAAAUCAUCCAGUCAUGUUUGACUGGUUUGUGGCUUGACCUAGUUGAUGAAUCAAAGUACAGAUCCUGUCUUUAGCUGUUAUAGGUCUGAUUUGCAAGUUAAUAAAGUAAGGGGAUUAUUAUGGGUGUGUUGAUGUUGUCCCAGCAUGCAUGCAUCUGAAAACAUUCAUAAACCUGCUUAGGGUAUUGUGUUUGCUAUCUUGGGAAUCAUUCAUUUAGGAAUAUUUUAAUAAGACAACAUGUUGACACAAGUUUGAAUGAAACAAAUUAUAUCAGUUUUGUAUAGGCAAUGCAAAUCUAGUGGUCUUCACUCUUGCUCUUGGAGAUUUCAAUAAACAGAA